This is a messenger RNA of Cynoglossus semilaevis (tongue sole), 3092 nucleotides long. Its product is annotated as potassium voltage-gated channel subfamily S member 3-like. Lineage: Eukaryota; Metazoa; Chordata; Actinopteri; Pleuronectiformes; Cynoglossidae. Gene Ontology annotation, biological process: action potential; potassium ion transmembrane transport; protein homooligomerization. The record is from RefSeq and is a predicted model, not a curated record. Gene Ontology annotation, molecular function: protein binding; voltage-gated potassium channel activity. The transcript is spliced from 2 exons. Gene Ontology annotation, cellular component: membrane; voltage-gated potassium channel complex. The coding region runs from base 190 to 1509 and encodes 439 amino acids.
CCGCCCUGCCCUCUGCUGCUGCUGCUGCUGCUGCUGCUGCUGCUGUCGCUGUCCGCGCAGGUCUCACCCGGACACCACGUUAGUGCACACUGAGCAGAGCAGCUGCAGGGUCGAGUCUCCACAUGGCUGGGCACCUCGGUCUCUAGAACUUUCUACACUUUUUGCAUAGAUAAGGGAAAUUAGUGGAGAAUGGGCUACGGACAGAUCUUGGACCAGCACAGCUCUGAUGACUGCUUCAUUAACGUCAACGUCGGGGGCUUCAAACAAAGAAUGGGAUGCACAGUUCUGAAACGAUUCCCUCAAACACGCCUGGGACGCCUCCUGUGCUGUCACUCCAAAGAGGCCAUCUUGGAGCUCUGUGACGACUUUAGUCCAAUUGAUAUGGAGUACUACUUUGAUCGCAAUCCGCAUUUUUUUUGUUACAUUCUCAAUUUUUACCUUACGGGUAAAAUUCACUUCAUUGAAGGAUUAUGUGUUAUUUCAUUUUGCCAAGAGAUCGAAUACUGGGGGAUUAAAGAGCGCUGCAUGGAAAUCUGCUGUAGCAACAGAUUUUAUGAACUAAUGCAGCGGGCUGAGUCAAAGUUCUACGAUCAACACAGCAACGACCUCCAGCUCAACAGCUUAAACUCUUCCCUGGAGGAUGUAUCGGUGUCGGCGGAGAGUUUAGAAGAAUUUGAAGGCUCAUGGUGUUCAAAUGCUCGGAAGUACAUCUGGAUACGCCUCGAGAACCCAGGUUACUCUACUUCGGCCAAAGCAAUAGCUUUAGUCUCUUUAAUUUUGAUUAUUGUCUCCAUUGUAGCCAUGUGUGUCAACAGCAUGUCAGACGGCCAUCAGGUCGACGGCAACGACAAAGAGCUGGGAAACCCGUCCGUGACCUUCUUCGAGAACCUCUGUGUCCUGUUCUUCUCAGCAGAGUUUGUCCUUCGCUUGGCUGUUGCACCAUCAAAAAGAAAGUUUUUGUGUGACCCCCUCAAUUUGAUUGACUUCAUGUCAGUUUUGCCUUUUUAUGUUACUGUCGUUUGUGACAUGAUGGACGGAAGUGAGAACAAAGACCUGGAAAAAGUAGGCAAAGUGGUGCAGAUAUUCAAGCUGAUGCGAGUGUUUCGCAUACUCAAACUGGCUCGCCACUCAACCGGCCUUCGCUCUCUGGGCGCCACGCUGCUACACAGCUCCAGCGAAGUGGGCCAACUGGUGCUUUUCUUGUCUGUGGGCAUUUCCUUUUUCUCUACUCUCACAUAUUUUGCCGAAAGAGAAGCCAGAGAGUCUGAGCUGCAGACGAUCCCUAUCUGUUGGUGGUGGGCAACAAUUAGCAUGACCACAGUGGGCUACGGGGACACCUUACCAGUUACACCCAUUGGGAAAAUAAUAGGAAGCCUGUGCAUCAUCGUUGGCCUGCUAAUUGUGGCACUGCCUAUCACCAACAUUUUCAACAAGUUCUCCAAGUUCUAUUACAAGCAAAAACAAAAGGAAUUCAGACAGAAAACAAGGGUUCAAAGAAGCUUGGACUAACUAAGAAGUUCACUCAGAUCUUAGUUUACUUUUGCAUGGAUUUGGGUAAAGUCGUAACCAAAGGUUCCUAGCCUGCAUGUAGCCUUAUGGUGAACUGCUGUGCUUAUUUUAUUGCUGGGACAGAAAGACAAGUAACAGGAGGUAGAAAACUAGGAAUGGCUUGAUCCGAUAGAUCCGCCUACAGCAGGUCAGAUCCGAUACUUAAGCCGGAAUGUUCGACUUAAUUUUGCGUAUAAACAGGAACACUGUCGCCUCAGCAACAGUGCAGCCCACGGCAUGAUUGAGGAGAAAGGAAGGUAUCAGAUUGAUAUUGUUGAAUAUCAGUUGUGUAAUGACGUAUGUUGAUAGAUUGUCUUUCCAGAGAGCUUCAUAUUUACUUACACAGCAGCUUUAAGCCUUUGAAAUAAGUUUUAAAGUGACUUUGAUUAUUUUAACUAAUGUCUCCAGUGACAGCACACUCUCAUAACUUUUUUAAAAAACAAUUACGCUUUAGAAAAAUGGAACCAUCCUUUUCAAAUUUAUGUCGACAAAUGUCAGGCACAAGAGAAGAUUUUUACCAAAUGGACGGCUGGAAAGUGAAUUGAAUUACUAAUCAAUUAUUUAACUUUGCUUUAAAGAUAACACAUCUGCCAAUGUGUCCAGUUUUCUGUCUAUCAAACUGCUCAAAUUACAGGUUCCUAUACAUUUGUUGUGAGUGAAGGAACAGUAUGGUGAUAAUCUGACUGAACUAAUCUUCUACAGUCCAUACAUUCAGUUAAAUGUCCACAACACGUGAUUAGAAAGUGGACAGAGAAAAAAAAAAAACGUAAAUAAAAUGACGCAGCACUCUGUUGUAUUGAUGGCCCCUUUGGCCAAGCCAUUCUGUUCUGCUGCUGAUUUCUUUUGGGCAGCUUUUCAUUUCUAAGUACAGAGGCCUAUCGUUGUCGUUAAGUGCAUUGUCUGUUUAAUGACUCCUCAAUCAAUGUGCCCGUUUGAACAGAGGCUCGAGUCGAUAAAGAUCCUCCAAAGGAGCUGAACUCACAGAUCCUCCUUUAGCCAAAAUCAAUCUGACCAUCAAACGGACAACAACAAACCCAACAAAUAAUUUAGUUAUAAUUGUUGGGAAAGGCUUUCAUUAAUCAGGGCUGUUAAUGAAGGGACUUUAAUGGGACGUUGUACAGUUUGUGCAGUGGAAAGGGUUAAUAUUGAAACGUGUUUAAUUUGUUUUUAGCUGUUAAUUUUUUAUUGAGUAAGUGCAGCAAGACUGAGCACCGAAUCUUGGGGAAAUUCACAGUUUAUAUUUUCUUAAAGCAAUACAGUGCUGUCUACAAGAACAGAUAGAAAUUAUUUUAUGCUAUCUUAACUGCUGUAACACUUAACCUUUGGGAAUGGAUGUGAAACCAAAAGUGUUUUUUUUUAAUCAUUUCACUAGCAAUAGCAAAUAAAUAAAUAAAAUAGAGUAGAUAACAUACAAUUAGAAAUUAAAUUAAAAAAUUAAAGAGCUCCAAAUUGUUUUGACAAUUUAACUUAAUGGUAGUAGCACAGUGUAAACAAGUACUCCAUUAAUAUAUAGGUUUAAGAAGGACUAGCAAAGAAAAAGCUGU